Molecule: messenger RNA, 8882 nt
Organism: Girardinichthys multiradiatus
Lineage: Eukaryota; Metazoa; Chordata; Actinopteri; Cyprinodontiformes; Goodeidae
Gene: hectd1
Product: HECT domain containing 1
Biological process (GO): anatomical structure development; protein K63-linked ubiquitination; proteasome-mediated ubiquitin-dependent protein catabolic process
Cellular component (GO): nuclear speck
Molecular function (GO): protein binding; metal ion binding; ubiquitin protein ligase activity
Source: RefSeq, a predicted model, not a curated record
UCAAUCGGGUCAACUAAGCGCUGUUUACCAGCCGCCGACCCUGUCACUCUGUUUUGUGACCCACUGAGGAGGAAUGGGCGCUCCUUGAUUUCACCUCUGACAUCGGUGAUUAUAACUGGUCUGAACGUAGUUAUCUGCGUGCGAAGGACAGUUAUACAAACAGCUGGGUUACGCUUCUUUUAACCAAGAAAAACUUCACCCCGAAACUGAGAAGGAGCCCGGGCCUGUGUCGCUUACGAUAUCCUGUUCCCGAAACCUCAUUUAGAAUAAGGAACCACCGACACACACAUAUUCCAGUCUCCUUCCAUUCAGUGGAUUUGAAUGAGUAACAAACAGCAUCACACCUGAGAGCAGUGAUUGGUCACUGAACCGGACAGGGCAGCUAACGGGGGAUUCAGCUAGCCAUCAUGGCGGAUGUGGACCCAGACACCUUGCUGGAGUGGCUACAGAUGGGUCAGGGUGAUGAGCGAGACAUGCAGCUCAUCGCCCUGGAACAGCUAUGCAUGCUGCUGCUUAUGUCGGACAAUGUUGACCGCUGCUUUGAGACAUGUCCUCCUCGGACAUUCCUACCAGCACUCUGUAAGAUCUUCCUGGAUGAGAGUGCACCAGACAAUGUGCUGGAGGUAACGGCCCGAGCAAUCACUUACUACCUGGAUGUAUCAGCAGAGUGUACCAGAAGGAUCGUGGGGGUUGAUGGAGCCAUCAAGGCCCUGUGUAACCGCUUGGUGGUGGUUGAGCUCAACAACAGGACAAGCAGAGACCUGGCUGAGCAGUGUGUGAAGGUGUUGGAGUUGAUCUGUACCAGAGAGUCUGGGGCUGUCUUUGAGGCUGGUGGUCUAAACUGUGUGCUAAGCUUCAUAAGAGACAGUGGCCAUCUUGUCCACAAAGACACGCUCCACUCUGCCAUGGCCGUUGUGUCUCGCCUGUGCAGCAAGAUGGAGCCUCAAGACUCAUCUCUGGAGACUUGUGUUGAGUCUUUGUCUAGUCUCCUCAAACAUGAAGACCACCAGGUUUCAGAUGGCGCUCUGCGCUGCUUUGCCUCACUGGCUGAUCGGUUCACUCGAAGAGGAGUUGACCCUGCUCCUUUAGCUAAACACGGCCUGACAGAGGAACUGCUGUCCCGUAUGGCAGCCGCCGGUGGCACUGUGUCAGGCUCUUCCUCAUCCUGUAAACCAGGUCGGCCUUCCACAGGCGCAACCCCCUCUGCCGCUGAUUCCAAACUAAGUAACCAGGUGUCAACCAUCGUCAGCCUGCUGUCCACACUCUGUAGAGGGUCACCGCUCGUCACACACGACUUGCUGCGGUCAGCCCUACCAGACUCCAUGGAGUCUGCACUGGGUGGAGAUGAGAGAUGUGUGCUUGAUACAAUGCGGCUGGUGGAUCUCCUUCUGGUGCUCCUGUUUGAGGGACGGAAGGCUUUACCAAAGUCCACAGCAGGAUCAGCGGGCCGGAUCCCUGGACUGCGACGUCUUGACAGCUCUGGAGAGCGAUCCCACCGACAGCUCAUUGACUGUAUUCGCAGCAAGGACACUGAUGCUCUAAUCGAUGCCAUCGAUACAGGAGCUUUUGAAGUAAACUUCAUGGAUGAUGUCGGACAGACGCUGCUCAACUGGGCUUCAGCUUUUGGCACCCAGGAAAUGGUGGAGUUUUUAUGUGAGAGGGGCGCAGAUGUCAACAGAGGUCAGAGGUCAUCCUCUCUACACUAUGCUGCAUGCUUUGGACGCCCACAGGUUGCCAAGACUUUGCUGCGGCACGGAGCCAACCCAGACCUGAGGGAUGAGGAUGGAAAGACCCCUCUGGACAAAGCCAGAGAGAGAGGACACAGUGAAGUAGUUGCCAUCCUACAAUCACCUGGGGACUGGAUGUGUCCGAUGAAUAAGGCCGAUGACAAGAGGAAGAAAGAUGCCAGUAAGGAGGAGGAGGAGUGCACUGAACCCAAAGGAGAUCCAGAAAUGGCUCCCUACUACCUUAAGAGACUUCUGCCUGUUUUUGCACAAACCUUUCAGCAAACCAUGCUGCCUUCUAUUAGGAAAGCAAGUCUGGCUUUGAUCCGAAAGAUGGUUCACUACAGCAGUGAAGUGCUGCUGAGGGAGGUGUGUGAGAGUGAGACCGGACAUAACCUACCCACAGUCCUUGUGGAGAUCACUGCCACUGUCCUUGACCAGGAGGACGACGAUGAUGGUCACCUCCUGGCUCUGCAGAUCAUCAGGGAUCUUGUCGAUAAAGGUGGAGAUGUUUUUCUCGACCAACUUGCUCGACUGGGGGUCAUUAACAAGGUGUCAACUCUGGCUGGACCUGCAUCUGAUGAUGAGAAUGAAGAUGAGGCAAAGCCUGAGAAGGAGGAUGAGGUUCAGGAAGAUGCCAAAGAAGUCCAGCAGGGGAAGCCAUACCACUGGAGGGACUGGUCCAUCAUUCGAGGCAGAGACUGUCUCUAUAUCUGGUCAGAUGCUGCUGCCCUCGAACUCUCCAAUGGUUCAAAUGGCUGGUUCAGAUUUAUCUUGGAUGGGAAGCUUGCCACAAUGUACUCCAGUGGAAGCCCAGAGGGGGGUUCUGACAGUUCAGAGUCUCGAAGUGAGUUCUUGGAGAAGCUUCAGCGGGCGAGGAGUCAGGUGAAACCUGUAACAGCCAGUCAGCCCAUUCUCUCCGUUGUCGGCCCCACUAAGCUGACAGUUGGGAACUGGUCUCUGACUUGCUUAAAAGAUGGAGAGAUCGCCAUCCACAACUCCGAUGGACAGCAAGCUACCAUACUGAAGGAGGACCUACCUGGCUUUGUAUUUGAGUCAAACAGAGGAACCAAACACUCAUUCACUGCAGAAACAUCACUGGGCUCUGAAUUUGUUACUGGGUGGACGGGGAAGCGCGGCAGGAAGCUGAAAUCCAAACUAGAGAAGACGAAGCAGAAGGUAAAGAGCAUGGCAAGGGAGCUGUAUGAUGACCACUUCAAAGCUGUGGAGAGCAUGCCAAGAGGGGUGGUGGUCACUCUGAGGAACAUCGCCACACAGCUAGAAUCUGCCUGGGAACUACACGUUAACAGACAGUGUCUAGAAGGCGAGAACACGUGGAGGGACUUGAUGAAAACUGCUUUGGAGAACCUGAUUGUGGUCUUGAAGGAUGAAAACACAAUUUCGCCAUAUGAGAUGUGUAGCAGUGGUCUUGUGCAGGCUCUGUUCACUGUUCUCAGUAAUAGUGCUGAGCUGGACAUGAAACAUGAUUGUAAGCCUUUAAUGGAGAGGAUCAAUGUCUUUAAGGCAGCUUUCAGUGAGAAUGAAGAUAAUGAAAGCCGACCAGCUGUUGCCUUAAUCAGAAAACUGAUAGCUGUCCUGGAGUCCAUUGAGCGUCUUCCUCUUUAUCUGUAUGACUCUCCAGGGUCCUCUUAUAACCUGCAGAUCUUGACAAGGCGGUUGCGAUUCCGCCUGGAGCGUGCACCUGGGGAGACUGCUCUGAUUGACCGCACGGGUCGCAUGCUGAAGAUGGAACCGCUCGCCACAGUGGAGUCUCUGGAGCAAUACCUUCUAAAGAUGGUGGCGAAGCAGUGGUACGACUUUGAGCGCUCGUCAUUUGUUUUUGUGAGAAAACUGAGGGAAGGCCAGACCUUCACUUUUAGACAUCAACAUGACUUUGAUGAGAAUGGCAUCAUCUACUGGGUUGGAACCAAUGCAAAGACGGCAUAUGAAUGGGUCAAUCCUGCAGCUUAUGGGCUGGUAGUGGUGACGUCCUCAGAGGGGCGUAACCUUCCUUAUGGGCGGCUGGAGGACAUCCUAAGUCGUGAUAGCUCUGCUCUCAACUGCCACACUAACGAUGACAAGAAUGCCUGGUUUGCUAUUGACCUCGGCCUAUGGGUCAUUCCAUCAGCUUACACUCUGAGGCAUGCAAGGGGUUAUGGCCGUUCUGCACUGCGAAAUUGGGUUUUUCAGGUCUCAAAAGAUGGUCAGAACUGGUCCACUUUAUACACGCACAUAGAUGAUGGCAGCCUCAAUGAACCGGGGUCAACAGCUACAUGGCCUCUGGACCCAUCCAAAGAUGAGAAGCAGGGCUGGAGGCAUAUAAGAAUUAAACAGAUGGGGAAGAAUGCCAGUGGUCAGACACACUACCUGUCUCUAUCUGGAUUCGAGUUGUACGGCACAGUCACAGCUGUUUGUGAAGACCAGCUAGGUAAGGCUGUGAAAGAGGCAGAGGCAAACCUUCGGCGCCAGCGCAGACUUUUCCGUUCUCAGGUAAUGAAGUACAUUGUCCCAGGAGCGCGGGUCGUUCGUGGCAUCGACUGGAAGUGGCGGGAGCAGGAUGGAAAUCCACCUGGAGAGGGCACUGUCACUGGAGAAGCACACAACGGGUGGAUUGAUGUAACCUGGGAUGCUAGCGGAUGCUCUAACUCUUACCGUAUGGGCGCUGAAGGGAAGUUUGACCUCAAGCUUGCUCCAGGGUAUGACCCUGAGUCGGCUGCCACAGCGCCAACACCCAAACCUGUCUCAUCCACUGUUUCAGGUCCCGCCUCAUCCACGGUGGGACCCUCUGUGACAUCAACAGCCAUUGGCGGAACCACCACCAUGUCAGCGUCAUUGUCCUCAACCUCGUCGUCUUCCCAACAACCUUCUUGGAGCAGCCUGGUGAAAAAUAACUGUCCUGACAGAAGUGGGGCAAGCUCUUCCAGCAGGAAAGGAAGCAGCAGCUCUGUCUGCAGCGUCGCUUCGUCCUCUGAUAUCAGUCUGAGCUCCUCUGCUGGGAUGCUCAGUGGAGGGAGUCUCCAGCUGGAAAGGAGGGCGGAGGGCGUGCUUCUUGACCAGGGUGUGGGGUCUGGAGGAGUAACUAGAGGAGGACUCGGCUGUGAUGGGAAUCAGCAGGAGCCGAUUGUUGUGCUGUCAUCAGAGGCUGGCUGUGGUUCGGGGUCUAGCUCCGGUACACUCACUGCAGACACAUCUGUGACAGGAGAUGAACACCACUCACCCACAACGGCAGCGAGCACUGACCCAGCCACGGCCAUCUCCAUGGGUUUGGUGAGCGUAAGCUCCCCUGACGUCAGCUCAGUGUCUGAGUCAUCCAGCAAGGACACACACUCCCAGAGGCCUCUGUGCUCCGCAGCAAACACACGGCUGUCAGUCAGCUCCCUGCUGGCUGCCGGUGCCCCAAUGAGUUCCAGCGCCAGUGUUCCCAAUCUUUCAUCCCGGGAGGCCAGCCUUAUGGAAUCCUUUGUUCGCCGUGCACCCAACAUGUCCCGUACUAACGCGACCAACAACAUGAACCUGAGCCGCAGUAGCAGUGACAACAACACAAACACCUUGGGCCGGAACGUCAUGAGUGCUGCAACUUCUCCUCUCAUGGGUGCUCAGAGCUUUCCUAAUCUCACCACCACUGGUACCACCUCCACAGUUACCAUGUCAACUUCCAUAGUAACCAGUGGGAAUAAUGUAGCCACAGCCACAACGGGUCUUUCAGUUGGCCAGUUGCUAAGUAACACUCUGACAACAAGCCUGACGUCCACAUCCAGUGAAAGUGACACAGGACAGGAAGCUGAGUUCUCUCUCUAUGAUUUCCUGGACAGCUGCCGGGCCAACACGCUGCUUGCGGAGCUGGAUGAUGAGGAAGACCUCCCUGAGCCUGAUGACGAUGAUGAUGAAAAUGAAGAUGACAAUCAGGAGGAUCAAGAGUAUGAGGAGGUCCUGGUAUGUAAAAGAAUGUCUAUUUUUUGUUGUGUAGUUUUCCAUUUUGUUUCUGCUGUGGCUCCUGCCAUGAUGUCAGACAAUGUAAUUGAUCUAAAUUCUGUGAUGAAGGAGGAGGAAGAGUACGAGACAAAAGGAGGACGCAGGAGGACAUGGGAUGAUGAUUUUGUCCUGAAAAGGCAGUUUUCUGCUUUGGUCCCUGCCUUUGACCCUCGACCAGGAAGAACUAAUGUCCAACAGACUACCGACCUGGAGAUCCCUUCCCCUGGAACACCUCGAUCCGAGUCCCGGGAAGAAGUGGAGUGUGCACCUUCUCCUCACCUUGCACUGACACUUAAGGUUCCUGGCUUGGGUACAACAAGAGAGGUUGAGCUUCCUCUCUCCAGUUACAAGUUGACCAUUUUCUACUACGUUCAGCGGCUCCUGCAGCUCUCCUGCAACGGGUCUGUAAAGACAGAUAAGCUCCGACGCAUCUGGGAGCCCACAUACACGAUAAUGUACAGAGAGCUGAAAGACUCUGAUAAAGAAAAGGACAGUGGGAAGAUGGAGUUCUUUGAACACAGCACAGGGGUUGGAGGACGCUCUGGUGGUCUGAGUCCAAGCUCACUGUAUGUCAGUCAGAGCAAUGAGAUCCUGGGUUGGGUCAGAGAAGCAGCACAAGCUAAAGCUGGCUGCAGCCAGAACGCCUGUGGGAUGGAGGACGUCCUGCAGCUGCUGCGCAUCCUGUACAUCAUUGGAAGUGACUCGGUCUCUAAUGCACGCACACUACAGGAGGAUGUUGAGGAGCUGCAGUUCAACGCAUCAGCAGAGGAGUUUACCAGCAAAAAGAUCACCACCAAGAUCCUACAGCAGAUUGAGGAACCUCUGGCUGUUGCCAGCGGAGCGCUGCCUGACUGGUGUGAGCAGCUCACUUCCAAAUGUCCUUUCCUUAUCCCCUUUGAGACCAGACAGCUGUACUUCACCUGCACUGCUUUUGGAGCCUCGCGGGCUAUUGUCUGGCUCCAAAAUCGACGGGAGGCAACCAUGGAGCGUUCACGGCCAUCCACCACGGUACGGAGGGACGACCCUGGCGAAUUCAGGGUGGGCCGGCUUAAACACGAGCGGAUCAAAGUCCCCCGAGGAGACUCUAUGAUGGAAUGGGCGGAGUCAGUCAUGCAGAUCCACGCAGACAGGAAGUCCGUGCUAGAGGUGGAGUUUCAGGGUGAAGAGGGAACAGGUCUUGGUCCCACACUGGAGUUUUAUGCUCUGGUGGCAGCAGAGUUUCAGAGAACAUCUCUGGGCAUCUGGCUGUGUGAUGACGACUUUCCCGAUGAUGAGUCCCGACAGGUGGACCUGGGUGGUGGUUUGAAGCCCCCCGGUUUCUAUGUGCAGCGUUCUUGCGGACUGUUCCCUGCUCCAUUUCCGCAGGACAGUGAGGAACUGGAGCGAAUCACAAAACUCUUCCACUUCCUGGGGAUAUUUCUAGCCAAGUGCAUCCAGGACAACCGACUGGUGGACCUGCCUGUGUCUCAGCCCUUUUUCAAGCUGCUCUGCAUGGGAGACAUUAAGUCAAACAUGAGCAAGCUGCUAUACCAGUCCCGCAGUUUGCCUCCGGGUCAUGGCCCUGAGGGACCCCACCUGCAGCCGUUGCUGUCAGUAGUUCAGUCAGAGGCUUCCACCGAGGAGAGCCAGGAGACUUACUCAGUAGGCAGUUUUGAUGAGGACUCCAAGUCAGAGUUUAUCAUGGACCCCCCUAAACGAAAACCCCCCGCCUGGUACCAUGGCAUCCUGACCUGGGACGACUUCCAGCUUGUCAACCCGCACAGAGCAAAUUUCCUGAAGGAGGUGAAAGAGCUGGCUGUGAAGAGGAGACAGAUUUUGGCUAGCAAGAGUUUGUCAGAGGAUGAGAAGAACACUAGACUGCAGGACUUGAUGCUGAGGAACCCGAUGGGCUCCGGACCUCCUCUUAGCAUCGAGGACCUCGGGUUAAACUUUCAGUUCUGUCCAUCAUCAAAAGUUCAUGGCUUUUCUGCAGUAGACCUCAAACCAAACGGAGAUGACGAGAUGGUAACUGUGGAGAACGCAGAGGAGUACGUGGAGUUGAUGUUUGAUUUUUGUAUGCACAUUGGGAUCCAAAAACAAAUGGAGGCCUUCAAAGAGGGUUUUAAUCAAGUGUUCCCAAUGGAAAAGAUGAGCUCCUUUAGCCAUAAAGAAGUGCAGAUGGUUCUCUGUGGGAAUCAGUCACCUUCUUGGAAUGCUGAUGAUAUCAUCAACUAUACUGAACCAAAGCUGGGUUACACCAGAGACAGCCCUGGCUUUCAGCGCUUUGUGCGAGUUUUAUGUGGAAUGUCGUCUGAUGAGAGGAAAGCCUUCCUACAGUUCACCACAGGCUGCUCCACCCUGCCCCCUGGUGGCCUUGCCAAUCUACACCCACGCCUCACUGUAGUCAGGAAGGUGGAUGCAACAGACUCAAGUUAUCCAUCAGUAAAUACCUGCGUUCACUACCUGAAACUCCCUGAAUAUUCAUCUGAAGACAUCAUGAGGGAGCGUUUGUUAGCUGCCACUAUGGAAAAGGGCUUUCACCUAAAUUGACCUCUGAGCAUCGCCACUGUCGCACUGAGCAUGCGCUGAAAUCAUCUGUCUGUGUUGCCAGAACAUCCAGCCGAGUGACUGACAGACUGCCUGCUGCAAGAAGAGGCUCAGAGUGGAGGAUUUUGACUGAAAAAAAACCAUCUCCAACCCUCACAUCUUUCAUGCUUCCCUCCUGAGAACCACAUGAGCAUCCAGGGCUUAGUUUUCAGGCCGAAGGCUGCAGGCUGGAGUGUGUGUGCGAGUGUGUGUUUGCGUUGGCACACUGAUCCUAUCCUCUCGUCCAUUCAGUUCAGUGCCUGGUUUCACCUAAUUUGUUUUCAGUUCCUCCAUUAGAAAUUCAUGCUUUUUUCUCAUUUUCAUCUUGAGUUUUUCUUCCUUUACCUUCAGCUUCUGUGUGCAAAAGUUUGGUUUGUUUCAGACCUGAUGGAAAGGUCAGAAUUCAGUUUUUGGUGUUUCCUCUCUGAUUAAGCUAAAGAGAAAAAAAAAACACUGUGUAUGAUGCACAUCUAAAAAAACUCUGCUCCCUGUAUUUUCUUUGUAUAUUGUAAACAUUUAUUUAACUGAAGUACUGAAGUUGCAGUUUCAGGUAAACAAAUAUUUUCAAAUGUGUAUGCUCCAAAAGAUUAUCAAUAAAUUGUUUGCCAAGUAUGAAGUAAA